UCGAGCCACAGCAGUCAUAAAGGAGGCUCCAUACACAGACACACAUACACACGCAUCCCGUCUGGAAGGAAUUAGACAGCUGAAACAGCGGCUGAGAGAGACUUUGGCCACUCUGUGUAACCUGGAUGCUUGAGGAGACUAAAAUACUUACCUUGAUGCUCCCCAAGAGAGCUGAAGCUGGCUGCGGAGAUUUAAUUACCAAAAAGUUACUUCUAUUUUUUUUUUUAAUUCUAAUUCAUUUUUCAUGAAGUUUUCUUACUUUUUUUGUUUGUUUGCAACUUUUAUAAACUUUUCUUGAAAUAUGACUAAAACUAUUCAAAGUUGAUGAAGAUUUUUUUUUUUAAAUUAUUUUUACAGCUUUGAUUUGACUUAAACUUUUUUCAUAUAAACUAAUGCCAAAGCUGACUGACGAGAUGUUUGAAUUCGUACACACCAAAGAUGCACGUGGCUCCCGACUGAUUAGUUAGAGGAGAAGCAGUGUCCCCUUUUCCCGAGGACAAGGAUUGUUUUUUUUAUUACUAUUAUUAAUAAUAACCUUAUUAUUUAUGAGGACAAUAUUGAGCGGAUUCAUGAGAAUCACUGCCGCUCGAACUUUUUUGCCACUUUCUUCACGGGUGGACCUCUACCAGAGCUGACGGAGGUGACCGCAUCCCCUCUGCAGACCAACUAGCGGACAGCAGCUGCGACAAGAUGAAGUGUCAGAGAGUCCUGAGCUACCUGAGGAUAUUUGGGACCACCAUGUUCGGCGUGUCCCUCCUGGUGGGAAUCUCCACAGCCUACAUCAUGGGCUAUCAGUUCUUCACCACAGCCCACAAUUAUCUGUCCUUUGGUUUGUAUGGUGCUAUUUUGGUCAUCCACCUCGUCAUCCAGAGCCUCUUUGCACUCCUGGAGCACAGGAACAUGCGGCGCUCCUUGGAGACACCGAUCAAACUGAGCAAGUCCUUGGCGUUGUGCAUUGCUGCUUACCAGGAGGAUUCAAACUACCUUAGAAAGUGCCUGGUGUCUGUGAAGAGGCUGACGUACCCGGGGAUCAAAGUUAUCAUGGUGAUCGAUGGGAACUCCGACGACGACAUGUACAUGAUGGAGAUCUUUAAGGAAGUCAUGGGAUGGGACAAGUCAGUGUCGUACGUGUGGCGGAGCAAUUACCACGUCAAAGGUCCGGAGGAGACUGACGAGAGCUACGCCGAGAGCCUCCAGCAAGUCUCCAGGACCGUGCUCAGCAAUAAAUGUGUGUGCAUCAUGCAGAAGUGGGGAGGCAAAAGAGAGGUCAUGUACACAGCCUUCAAAGCACUGGGAAGGAGCGUGGACUAUGUACAGGUGUGCGACUCGGACACCAUGCUGGACCCAGCAUCAUCAGUGGAGAUGGUGAAGGUUUUAGAGGAGGACCCAAUGGUUGGAGGUGUUGGAGGAGACGUACAGAUCUUAAAUAAAUACGAAUCGUGGAUCUCCUUCCUGAGCAGCGUUCGCUACUGGAUGGCCUUCAACAUUGAGCGGGCUUGCCAGUCAUACUUCGGUUGUGUUCAGUGCAUCAGCGGACCUCUGGGAAUGUACAGGAAUUCUCUGCUGCAUGAGUUUCUUGAAGAUUGGUACAAUCAGACCUUCAUGGGAUCCCACUGCAGCUUUGGGGAUGAUCGCCACCUUACGAACCGAGUACUCAGCCUUGGGUAUGCGACCAAAUACACUGCACGGGCAAAGUGCCUUACGGAGACACCCAUUACGUAUUUGCGAUGGCUAAAUCAACAGACUCGAUGGAGUAAGUCUUACUUUAGGGAAUGGCUUUACAACUCCAUGUGGUUCCACAAGCAUCAUCUGUGGAUGACAUACGAGGCGGUGAUCACAGGAUUCUUCCCGUUUUUCCUCAUCGCCACCGCAAUCCAGCUCUUCUUCCAAGGACGACUCUGGAAUAUUUUGUUGUUCCUGCUCAUCGUGCAGGCAGUGGCGUUGAUCAAGUCAUCGUUCGCGAGCUGCCUCAGAGGCAACAUUGUCAUGGUGUUCAUGUCUUUUUAUUCAGUACUGUAUAUGUCAAGCCUGUUGCCGGCCAAAAUGUUUGCAAUCGCGACUAUUAACAAGUCAGGCUGGGGGACCUCUGGGAGGAAAACAAUUGUGGUGAACUUUAUUGGUCUGGUUCCAAUAACUAUCUGGUUCACCAUCCUUUUUAUUGGGCUUAUUUACACAAUAGUCCAACAGACCAAAAAACCCUUUCCUCAAUCUGAGGAGAUUGUGCUCAUCGUUGGGGCAGUAGUCUAUGCCAGUUACUGGGUGAUACUGCUCACACUAUACGCCGUUCUUAUAAACAAAUGUGGAAAGAGGAAGAAGGAAACUCAUUAUGACAUGGUGCUGGACGUAUGACCCAAAGACAAAAACACACCACUAACCACUGAAAUAUCUUCAGUAUUUUUAUAUCCCUGUUUACAAAGAUUGUCUAUGCAGAACAACUCUGGUGGCAAAACUGAGUUCUACCACAAUGGACAAGAAAAAUGGUUUAUCUGUGACCAUUAAUAAAUCCCUAACCUUGGAGAAGUGGAGGCUAACUGGGCAUCUUCGAGAACCAAGAGGGGCAAGUUAGCCGUUGUUAUCAAAGUUGGCUUAAAAGAGUGCUAGGCUUUGUAAUGUUAGCUACCUCUUACUUUUGUCGUAUCCACUGGGCAUCUGUCUAAUGUAAGUAACGUAGCCAGAGAAACUGUGGAUUCGUAGCUAUUCUCUUGGGGUUUAAACUUGACCAGGAAGAAGACUUUUCUCCCAGAGAGUCAUUGUCACCAAGAAAUAUCUGCACCCCACAAAUUGAGAAUGUUCCGUGUGUUUCUGCGUUGAAAGGGAGCCGUGCGACUGCCAGUUUGUCUCCACUAUCAAGCAACUGCACAAAGACUAUUGCAGGAGGCACUGCCUCUGAGCAACUAGUGUUACUAAAGCAACCAAGUCGUUGUUCUUGUUUUUCUUUCUCUCUUUCUUUCUCUCUUUCUUUCUUUCUUUCUUUCUUUCUUUUUACCACAUCAACACGCAGUGGGGUAAUAGGCAUUUAACAUGAAAAUGUUUUUCUCACCAAAUAUAUUUUUACUGGGGCCUAUUGAAAUGACACAGGGAAGCAAUGAAGGCAUUUACUGAAAUGCAUUCAGUAUUUAUUAGGCAGUUCUGUUUCAAUUGGAUUCAAGUCCAGAGAUUAACUGGACCAAUAAAGCAUUUUUAAUGUCUUUCUUGGGAAGCAGAUGAGAAUUUCCUUGGCUGCGUGAACACUGGCCUUCUUGAGAAAUCCAUCCUUUCAUCAUCAUCUUUAGAUUCUUAUCAAGAAAUCCGGUGCUUCCUACCAUGAUGAUCCUACCUCCAAACCUCACUCCCAGUACUCCCAGUGUUUUAUUCACUCGUCCAAGUGUUUUGCUGCAGAGUCAUAAAUCUCAACAGGCUUUUGCCUUCAGCAGUGGAGUCUUGGGCAGUGGCUGGGCGUAGAAAUCUGAAAAUUGAAAACUGAUUGGUUACCUUUUCUCUCAUCUUUUUUUUCUUUUGCAGCUUCUAUUGUCAUAUUUUUAAUAAUUGCCGUCGGCGUCACUCCAUUUCACUAAAUAUAAUUCAACUUUACAGGCACACUUCUUUUUUUGAGUUCUUUGUAUGUGUGUGUUUCAUGUUGGUGGCUGACAAACGGUGGGACUUUCACUAAUACGCUAUUAGCAUAUUUACAGAGAAAACGUUUCUGUGUUGCAUACCUAUUUCCCCAACCUGUACACACAAAAUGAAUUAGUUUUCCUAAACCGAACCACUGCACUGGUUCGGUUUUGUUUCAGUGUAUUUGUUGCUUUCGGGGUGAUGUGCUGGUGUGCCUUCUCAGUGUUUUUUUAACAGUUACAGUGGAAGUUUACAAAGCACAAAGGGCUUUAAAAUGGAGAGCUGCUUUUCAGCUGCACUCAUGUCGUAUGGGAUGCAUCCGGAGCCAAACCUGUGAACUGCACCUGCUUUUAAAGGGUCAGAGCCUGUCUGAAGUGUAUUAAUCUGUGAGAAGUAUCGGCCAACCUGUAAGGUUCUAUUCACAACAACUCGUACUGUGAAGUACCAAUGCUGCUCAUGGCACCGUGGUGCAGGAAUAGUGGAGGGAUUCCAUGUAUCAUGCAGCGGCUCAUGAAACACUCUUCACUUUUUAAUUUUAGCAGACACCAUAAACAUCUGAAAGCGACAACAGACUAAGGGAACCUUUCCUUUAUUUUAGUGCCAAGAGAAACAGAGUACUUGCUGUUAUUGUAUUUGAAUGUACUCCGGAGUAAGACACAUCAUCCAUCACAGUUACUGCAAACGUCCCUCUUCCGUCAGCAGGCCUAAAUUUAGCAAUGACUGAUGACUCGUUUUUAGCAACUUUAGAAUUAGCAAGGAUGUUGAAUGUAAAUCGGUGUAUUGAGUAAUGUUUGGAAGUGAUCCCAUAUGACAUGACUGCAGGACUUCUCAGUGUUUACAAGAUGAUAUAUUUUUAACUUGAUCAGAUGAACAUAUGACCACAAGCGAAAGACUUUGUAUUGCUGCUGCUGUGACUUUAUUCUUUUUUUUUUUUUUUUGCUAAAACAAUGUCUAUUGUUUGCAAAUGUUCUUUAAACGUAUAAAUUAGGACUGUGUGUUACAAAAAGAAAACGGUUUGUAGCAGUCCUACUGAUAGUAUAUUUAUUACAACCUAGUUGACUGAUGACCACCAAGAUGAUGAGGGGACCGAUUCCAAUCCGAGGA
Molecule: messenger RNA, 4698 nt
Organism: Xiphophorus maculatus (southern platyfish)
Lineage: Eukaryota; Metazoa; Chordata; Actinopteri; Cyprinodontiformes; Poeciliidae
Gene: has2
Product: hyaluronan synthase 2
Exons: 4
Coding region: 691-2349 (552 amino acids)
Biological process (GO): hyaluronan biosynthetic process; extracellular matrix assembly
Molecular function (GO): hyaluronan synthase activity
Source: RefSeq, a predicted model, not a curated record